GAGUGGGGCUAUAAAUGACCAUGGUAUCCACUAUCAAGUAAAGGUGUGUUCUUAUCACUCACAGGACUCAGGAGUGAAACUGUGACAAGAAGAAGCAACAAACCACAUCACAUUGAAGCAGAGCCAGUGGAAAUGGAAACCAUGCAGGAGUUGAUCCCAUUCGCCAAAGAGAUGCUGAGCCAGAAACCUAGCCGUGGGCUGCUGAAGGUCUACCUGGUGGGUUCUGUGUUUGCAGUGCUGGGGACAGUCAUUGGCCUGGUCGAGACCGUGUGUCAUCCUUUUUCCUCUGGUGAGGCAAUGGACGCAGAGAUGGUCCUCAUGAUGGCCCGGGAACAGAGGACUGUUGAGGCCGAGACACAGCGCAGUGUGGAGGGCCAAGAGGAGGAGGAGGACGAGGAGGAGGAGCUGGCUCAUGAAAAUGGGGCCACAAACCAGACCAUGACCCUCUCCAAAAUUCAUAGACUCAGCCAAAGGAGCAUGGCCAACAGGCUGCAUGCUUCUUAAAGGGGUCAAUCCCAAAUGACUUGAGAUAUUUAUCAGAGAACUGCUCCAGCACCACUAAGCUGUGCAACACGUACACUGAAGCUUUAUAGACUACAGCUACACAAGAAGUGGCUGAGCUGCCUGCCAUUCUGUGCUGCUUAUUAAUGAUGCCUUCGGUGCUGUUGGAAAUGUCUCAUAGUAUUCCCAAUACAUUGGUCAUACACAAAAGACCCCCAAUGGCCUCAGUGACAGCUAACAUGGAAGAGUUGAGACUUUUUGACAGGCUCACCUGCUGUCAUGAGAGAGUGGAAAUCAAGUUACUAAUACAGUGUAUGGUUUAAGUGAAGUGUACAUGAACUCAGUUAGUUGUGGUCCCCAAGGGACCCUGCAGCUGGUUCCCCUGGAUCCCCAGCAAGUAUAGGAAUCAUUAAAUGUGACAAAAUGAAAAAUGCUCCUGAUGGAAAAAUGGAUACAUAUAAAUGACAGACAGUACAUAUGUUUAAGAUGUUAAACUGGUCUCUAAAUAUGAAUCUACUGUUAUUAUAUGUGCUCAAUAUAAGCUUUUUUUCAUUCUACUGCUGGUUUAGUUUGUGAAAGUCAUAAAGACAGCUGGCUGAGCAAACUACUUUCUACACUUCACUUAGGAUUUCAGGACUUCAAGCUAGGGGUUGAUGACGAGUACCUGAAGACAGCAUUGAGUUGAGAGUCUGCCUGGCUGUGUAGCACCACCUGUUGUCUGGUGGUAGUACCUGAUCUGCCACUCCACCCACAUACUGUGUUCAAUGAGAGGAACGUUUUUUGUCGAAAUGAUGUAAAUAUACAAUCUUUUUUCAUACCAAUAAAGUUGAUAUUAUUUAUUAA
Molecule: messenger RNA, 1344 nt
Organism: Larimichthys crocea (large yellow croaker)
Lineage: Eukaryota; Metazoa; Chordata; Actinopteri; Sciaenidae
Product: G0/G1 switch protein 2
Exons: 2
Coding region: 133-504 (123 amino acids)
Source: RefSeq, a predicted model, not a curated record